Molecule: messenger RNA, 1937 nt
Organism: Pteropus alecto (black flying fox)
Lineage: Eukaryota; Metazoa; Chordata; Mammalia; Chiroptera; Pteropodidae
Gene: CALR3
Product: calreticulin 3
Exons: 9
Coding region: 62-1219 (385 amino acids)
Biological process (GO): protein folding
Cellular component (GO): endoplasmic reticulum membrane; endoplasmic reticulum
Molecular function (GO): calcium ion binding
Source: RefSeq, a predicted model, not a curated record
CCUGGCGCGCCGCGGAGACUAAGAGCGAAGGGCUGGUUACAAGAAGCGCGGCGCACCGUCUAUGGCCGCGGUUUACGUCCCGCUCUGGGCGGUCUGCGUGCUGCGGGUGGCGCUGGCCACCGUCUACUUCCAGGAGGAGUUUCUAGACGGAGAGCGCUGGAGGAACCGAUGGGUGCAGUCCACUAAUGACUCCCAAUUUGGGCAUUUUAGGCUCUCGUCGGGGAAAUUUUAUGGCCAUAAAGAGAAAGACAAAGGUCUGCAAACCACUCAAAAUGGCCGAUUCUAUGCCAUUUCUGCACGGUUCAAACCAUUUAGCAAUAAAGGGAAGACGCUGGUCAUUCAGUACACAGUGAAACAUGAGCAGAAGAUGGACUGUGGAGGGGGCUACAUUAAGAUCUUCCCUGCAGACGUGGAUCAGAAGAACCUGAGUGGAAAGUCCCAGUACUAUAUUAUGUUUGGACCUGAUAUUUGUGGAUUUGAUAUCAAGAAAGUUCAUGUCAUUUUACAUUUCAAGAAUCAGUAUCAUUCAAACAAGAAACCUAUCAGGUGUAAGGUUGAUGGCUUUACACACCUCUACACUCUAAUCUUAAGACCAGAUCUCACUUAUGAAGUGAAAAUCGAUGGCCAAGCGAUUGAAUCUGGCAGCAUUGAGUAUGACUGGAACCUGACAUCACUGAAGAAGAUGGAGAAGUCUUUGGCAGAGUCCAAGGACUGGGAGCAGGACGAAGAAGACAAACCUCAGGACUGGGAGAAGCAUUUUCUGGAUGCCAGUGCCAACAAACCAAGCGACUGGAACAGUGAACUGGAUGGGGACUGGCAGGCACCAAUGCUGCAGAAGCCUCCAUACCAGGAUGGCCUGAAACCAGAGGGUAUCGAUAAAGACGUUUGGCUCCAUCAAAAGAUGAAAAACACCAACUAUUUGACGGAAUACGACCUCUCGGAAUUUGAGAACAUUGGUGCCAUCGGGCUGGAGCUUUGGCAGGUGAGAUCUGGAACCAUUUUCGAUAACUUCCUCAUCACAGACAGUGAAGAGUAUGCUGAGAAUUUUGGCAAGGCCACUUGGGGUGAAACCAAGGGCCCAGAAAGGGAGAUGGAUGACAUCCAGGCCAAGGAAGAAGUGAAGAAGGCCCACGAGGAAGAUGAGAAGGAGCUGUUGAUGGGUAAUUUUGACGGGAAGGAAAGUAACUUCAAGAGAUUUCACAGGAGGAAUGAACUUUAGUCACUCUUACCCCAGAACAAGAUGACUGAUAAAACCUUGUUUCUACUUCGAUCUACAUUUAAAAGCUCAAAUGUCAACAUAUGUGAUAAUUUGUCCAAUUUUCUUUGAAAAAUGUUCCAAUGCUUCUUGGUGGUUUCCCUAAGCCCCUGCCCCUUUCCACAAGCCGUUUCCUCUGGAUAAACCUGAGUGCUGGAAGCCAGAGGCCAGUAAGAGACUGGCCAAAAACCUGAUACUCUUUUUUUUAACCCCAGAACGUUUUAUAAGUCAAAUUUGGUAAAACUUAUUUUGAGAAAGAGGAAAUGAUGCCAUAUUUCUUUGGUUUGUAAGUUACUAAGAACAUAUGAGAAAAUUUUCCAAUAUGAAAUCUUUACAUAAUAUCCUUGGCGUGAAAGGGUUUCACAUACUCCGCUGGUAUGCUAAUUGUUUUAGAGGACCCGGGCCUCGUGCACAGACAAUUGAGAUGCCAUAAAGAAGCUGAUGAUCCACUCCUGUGGCCAUUAGUUCUCUGUAAGACAGAGGAAUGAAAUUCAUUCUCUCAAGUGGAAAUAGUGAUUAUUUCUCAGUUUCAUAUUUUUCUUUCAAAUAAAAUAACUUGCUUUUUUUUUUUUUAAAGUCACACAUAGCAGUUUCUGUUUUGAAGAGACUUGUUUUCAUGUAGAAACUUGUGUUGGUAAUCAAAUUUAGGACACUGGGAAUUUUGAAUUUAGUAAUGUUACAA